GUUUAAGUUGUUAUCUCAGGAGGAAGGAGAGUACUUCAACGUCCCAGUUCCUCCUGAGGGCGAGGAGGGCAACGAGGAGCUACGGCAGAAGUUUGAGAGGGCUAAGAUUGGUCCGAGCACCAAGAACACAGAAGGCUCGGCCUCCAAGUUCGACUCCAACGGGAACAGAGACCGCAUGAAGCUGUCUGACUUUAACUUCCUGAUCGUGUUGGGCAAGGGAAGCUUCGGCAAGGUGAUGCUAGCAGAACAUAAGGACAGAGAGGCGCUGUACGCCGUAAAGAUCCUGAAGAAGGACGUGGUGAUUCAGGAUGAUGAUGUGGAGUGCACCAUGGUGGAGAAGAGGGUCCUGGCCCUGUCAGGGAAACCUCCCUUCCUCACACAGCUCCACUCCUGCUUCCAGACCAUGGACAGGUUAUAUUUUGUGAUGGAGUAUAUCAACGGAGGAGACCUCAUGUAUCAGAUCCAGCAUGUCGGCAAGUUCAAGGAACCUCAUGCUGUGUUCUAUGCAGCAGAGAUUGCCAUAGGUCUGUUCUUCCUUCAUCUGAAAGGAAUCAUUUACAGGGAUCUGAAGCUGGACAACGUCAUGCUGGAUGCAGAAGGCCACAUUAAGAUCGCUGACUUUGGGAUGUGCAAAGAGAACAUGUUAGACGGUGUCACCACCAAGACCUUCUGUGGGACCCCAGACUACAUCGCUCCUGAGAUCAUUGCGUACCAGCCCUAUGGGAAGUCAGUGGACUGGUGGGCCUUUGGAGUUCUGCUGUAUGAGAUGCUGGCUGGACAGCCUCCCUUCGACGGUGAGGAUGAGGAUGAGUUGUUCCAGUCCAUCAUGGAGCAUCACGUCUCCUACCCCAAGUCUAUGUCCAAGGAGGCUGUCGCCAUCUGCAAAGGGUUGAUGACCAAGCACCCUGGGAAGCGCCUGGGCUGUGGUCCGGAGGGGGAGCGAGACAUCAGAGACCACGGGUUCUUCCGCUAUAUGGACUGGGACAAAGUGGAGAACAAGGAAGUACAACCGCCAUUCAAACCCAAAGCUUGCGGGCGCGAGGCAGAGAACUUUGAUCGUUUCUUCACCCGCACCCCCUGUCCUGACCCCCCAGACCAGGAGGUCAUCAUGAACCUGGACCAGGAAGAGUUCCAGGGGUUCUCCUUCGUUAACCCAGAGUACCCCUCUGUUACUGAGGAGGAGGCUGCAGAGAGCUAGGACAGACACACACACACUCCUUAACCAACACAC
Molecule: messenger RNA, 1231 nt
Organism: Oncorhynchus tshawytscha (Chinook salmon)
Lineage: Eukaryota; Metazoa; Chordata; Actinopteri; Salmoniformes; Salmonidae
Product: protein kinase C beta type-like
Biological process (GO): protein phosphorylation
Molecular function (GO): zinc ion binding; ATP binding; diacylglycerol-dependent serine/threonine kinase activity
Source: RefSeq, a predicted model, not a curated record